Messenger RNA from Helianthus annuus (common sunflower), 1704 nucleotides. RefSeq names its product NASP-related protein sim3. The record is from RefSeq and is a predicted model, not a curated record. Gene Ontology annotation, biological process: CENP-A containing chromatin assembly; DNA replication-dependent chromatin assembly. The transcript has 6 exons. Bases 99 to 1442 code for a protein of 447 amino acids. Gene Ontology annotation, molecular function: histone binding. NCBI's taxonomy places the organism in Eukaryota, Viridiplantae, Streptophyta, Magnoliopsida, Asterales, Asteraceae. Gene Ontology annotation, cellular component: nucleoplasm.
CGCUCAUUUAUCCAUCCGCCAAGGGUUUUAAAGCACAAAUCAAACCUUCACUUCCACUUCAACAACAAGGGUUUUGCAUUUCCAUUUUCUCUUCAUCAAUGGCGGACGAACCUCCAACUUCACCGACCGCCGAUCAACCACCAGCUUCCGUUGACGCCACAAUCGACUCCACAGGUUUGGGCGGCACGGCGUCUUCGUGCAACACCAACAGUGUCGUCGAAACAUCGACUCUGACGUCAGACGGAGAGAGAGAAAAGUCACUUGAGUACGCGGAAGAGUUGAUGGAGAAAGGAUCGAUGGCUAAUAAAGAAGAAGAUUAUGCUGAAGCUGUUGAUUGCUUCAGCCGUGCCCUAGAAAUCAGGGUUACACACUACGGUGAACUUGCACCUGAAUGCGUGAGAGCAUAUUACAAGUACGGAUGUGCACUUCUCUACAAGGCUCAAGAAGAGUCCGAUCCAUUAGUUUCCGGUACCGUGUCUAAGAAAGAGGUGAGUUCUGAACCAGAUUCCAAGAAAGCACCUGCUAAGGGUGCCGAAAGUGGUGAAGCUUCCGUUUCAAGUGACACCAAAGAAGGGACUUCAGAUCCUCAAGGAGUGGCAGAAGAUGGUGGCGGUGAGGAAGAAGAUGAUGAAGCAAGUGAUGCCGAGGAGGACGACUCUGACCUGGAUUUAGCUUGGAAAAUGCUCGAUGUUGCAAGGGCAAUUGCGGAAAAGCAACCCGGUGACACAAUGGAGAAAGUUGACAUUCUUUCAGCUUUAGCAGAGGUCGCUUUGGAGAGAGAGGAUGUUGAAACCUCGCUUAAUGAUUAUCUGAAAGCAUUAUCAAUGUUGGAACGCCUAGCUGAACCAGAUAGUCGUCAUAUUGCUGAACUAAAUUUCAGGAUAUGCUUAUGUCUAGAAAUCGGUUCAAAGGGUGAGGAAGCAAUUCCUUAUUGCCAAAAGGCUAUAUCGGUUUGCAAGUCUCGUUUGCAACGACUUGCAAGCGAAAUAGAGAGUUUAUCUGGUUCUAUGGAGUCUACCAAACCUGAAUCAGCAGGUGUUCUUUCCCGACAAUCUUCAAGCACUUCACGAACUACUGAUUCUGUUGCGGAUAAAGAAAAAGAGAUCGAGAUUCUCACCGGUCUCUCUACCGAACUUGAAAAGAAGCUUGAAGAUCUUCAACAGAUUGUGUCAAACCCAUCAUCUAUCCUGUCGGAUAUACUGGGGAUGAUGGCUGCAAAGGGGAAAGGUGGCGGCAGCGGCAGUAGCAGCGGCGGAGGUAUGGCCAGCGGUUCCGGAUUCGGGUCUUCUACAGUUUCAACGACUCAAGCAAAUGGUGAUUCGGGUGUAACGCAUCUUGGGGUUGUUGGGAGGGGAGUGAAGCGCGUGUCUAUGAGUUCUGUUGAACCGCCAGCUAAAAAGCCUGCAUCUGAUCCAGCUGCAGAUAAUGGCGGCAGCGCUUAACCGAUUCGGUUAGUGACGUUUUUUUUUCUGUCAGCAUGUACGGCAUAGAUUCUUAAAGAAUGUGGUUAAUGGGUAGUAAAGACAAUUUGAGCAUCUGCCGUAUUUUGUGAAAUGAGUGUCUUGAUAGUUAGGCAACCUAUUUGUCCUCAGGAGUUCUUGUUCUCCAUAUCUAAUCAUGUCAUACAAAAAGAUACUUAUCUUUUUAUUAUCAUCAAGUGGAUUAAUGCAGUGUUCUUGAUCAAAUCACAGCUGAAAUUAAUCC